AGCUCCUCUAUCUGCACCUGUUCACAUCUCCCUUAUCGCUCUGGUCCUGCCAGUUUCUACCACGCCUCUUCUCCAACCUUUGUUCCAUGCUCCUGCCUAGGGGCCUGUAGACCUGGAACCUGAGGCUCACUUUCACUCACUGCCUCUGCCCUUCCUGACGCCUGGCUAUGUGCACAGGAAAGUGUGCCCGCUGCGUAGGGCUCUCCCUCAUCCCCCUUUCCCUGAUCUGCAUUGUGGCCAAUGCCCUCUUGCUGGUACCAGAUGGGAAGACUACCUGGACGGACCAUCUCAGUUUGCAAGUCUGGCUCAUGGCUGGCUUCAUCGGUGGGGGACUGAUGGUGCUAUGUCCAGGAAUUGCCGCUGUUCGUGCAGGGGGCAAGGGCUGUUGUGGUGCAGGCUGCUGUGGAAAUCGCUGCAGGAUGCUUCGCUCCGUUUUCUCCUCGGCCUUCGGGAUGCUUGGGGCCAUCUACUGUCUCUCAGUGUCAGGAGCCGGGCUCCGCAUUGGACCCAAAUGCUUAAAAAAUGGCAAAUGGGACUACCACUUCCAAGAAACAUCAGGCGCUUACUUGUACAAUGACACUCUGUGGGAUUGGUGCGAGGAGCCACCUCACGUGGUCCCCUGGAACGUGACACUCUUCUCUUUGCUGGUGGCCGCCUCGUGCCUGGAGAUCCUGCUGUGUGGAAUACAGCUGGUGAAUGCCACCAUUGGUGUGGUGUGCGGCGACUGCAGGAAAAAGGAGGGCGAUGUUCACUGAGGCGGACUGAUGUGGAUUAUACUGCUCACUCCUGAGUGCCUACUCACUGGCUUUCUGGAAUAAACUAGUUGUC
Messenger RNA from Dipodomys ordii (Ord's kangaroo rat), 828 nucleotides. RefSeq names its product transmembrane 4 L six family member 5 (gene Tm4sf5). Gene Ontology annotation, cellular component: membrane. Lineage: Eukaryota; Metazoa; Chordata; Mammalia; Rodentia; Heteromyidae. The coding region runs from base 168 to 755 and encodes 195 amino acids. The record is from RefSeq and is a predicted model, not a curated record. The transcript is spliced from 5 exons.